Molecule: messenger RNA, 741 nt
Organism: Aspergillus brunneoviolaceus CBS 621.78
Lineage: Eukaryota; Fungi; Ascomycota; Eurotiomycetes; Eurotiales; Aspergillaceae
Gene: eb1
Product: microtubule-binding protein BIM1
Exons: 6
Coding region: 1-741 (246 amino acids)
Biological process (GO): spindle assembly; regulation of microtubule polymerization or depolymerization; protein localization to microtubule plus-end
Cellular component (GO): microtubule organizing center; spindle midzone; cytoplasmic microtubule
Molecular function (GO): microtubule plus-end binding
Source: RefSeq, a predicted model, not a curated record
AUGGGCGAAUCGAGACAAGAGCUGCUGGCAUGGCUUAACAACCUGCUGCAGUUGAACAUGACCAAGAUUGAGCAGUGCGGUACCGGUGCCGCAUUGUGUCAGAUCUUUGACUCGAUAUUCUUGGACGUCCCCAUGUCUCGUGUCAAGUUCAACGUCAACAGCGAAUAUGCCUACCUUCAGAACUUCAAGGUGCUUCAGAACAUCUUCGCAAAGCACCAAGUCGACAAGCCCAUCCCGGUAGAGCAGCUCACCAAAUGCCGCAUGCAGGAUAACCUGGAAUUCCUCCAAUGGACCAAGAGAUACUGGGACCAACACUAUCCUGGCGGUGACUACGAUGCUGUCGGUCGCCGCAAGGGCUCCGGUGCUCCUCCGUCCGGACCGGCUUCUCGCACUAGCUCCAGCGCUGCUGGCAGCGCCGCUCGCCGUGGCACCACCCCGACCGUGGGUGCUGCUCGUCCCCGCGCUGCCGUCGCGGCCGUCUCGGCCAACACCGCUGCUCUGCAGCAGGAGAUCAACACCCAGAAGGAGGCCAUCGCUGGGCUAGAGAAGGAGCGGGAUUUCUACUUUGCUAAGCUCCGGGACAUCGAGUUGCUGCUGCAGAGCGCGAUUGAGCAAGACCCCGAGUUGGAGAAGGACGAGGACUCGUUGGUGAAGCACAUCCAGGGUAUCUUAUAUUCGACGGAGGAGGGAUUUGAGAUCCCUGAGGCGGAGGCCGGCGCGGACGAGCUGGAGACAUUCUGA